AUGCGUGCAUUUGUCAUAGCGAAUAGAGGUCCGAGACCUUGUGACCAAGAAGAUAUUUUUGAGGAUUUUUUUGCCACAAUUGAGGAUACUAUUUGGGAUUUUGCCCGGCUGUGGAAAUCUAAUACUCCCGACAAGCUGUCGUUAAGACGAAUUUCGAUCCAAGACCAGCAGCUCAUAAGAAUAUGUUCUCUAGACGUCUCGUACUACUCAUGGGUGGUGGAGUUGCAAGAACAAGACGCAAAUCUAUCAAUAGCCAAUGACGGUCGAGUUCCUGUCUCUUAUGAUCCUCAUGAUCCCUCACAACUUGAGCCCAAAAAUUUAUCAAUUU
Molecule: messenger RNA, 328 nt
Organism: Acaulospora colombiana
Lineage: Eukaryota; Fungi; Glomeromycota; Glomeromycetes; Diversisporales; Acaulosporaceae
Source: the annotation of a GenBank genome assembly